This is a messenger RNA of Cucurbita maxima (winter squash), 2789 nucleotides long. Its product is annotated as tryptophan aminotransferase-related protein 2-like. The transcript is spliced from 10 exons. Lineage: Eukaryota; Viridiplantae; Streptophyta; Magnoliopsida; Cucurbitales; Cucurbitaceae. Gene Ontology annotation, molecular function: carbon-sulfur lyase activity; transaminase activity. The record is from RefSeq and is a predicted model, not a curated record. Bases 1290 to 2564 code for a protein of 424 amino acids. Gene Ontology annotation, biological process: amino acid metabolic process.
GAGGUUUGUUCCCACCAAGAUGAGCUUGUUCAGGGUCAACAAUGAGCUAAAAUUAGUGGGAAUUCUACCCCCCAAUUCCACGUACCUGAAUUCCAUUUCCACAACUUCCCGUUUGAAGUUGCAGGUGAUUCCAAACCAGUCACAAGGAGUUUCAUCAUUUGAAUCCCAAUUGUUCAACUCUUGGGCCGAUAAGUUCAGAGAUUGUUUCCAUGAUAGGAGAGUUUGGCCUUGAUGGUCGACGGCAGAGGCGAUUAAAGAGAAGGAGAAAAGCAGGAAUAAUAUGGUGAAGAGGGUCCACUGUUUUGCAUGCAUUUCUACAGCUGUGCUAGGAACUCAAAUGGGAAAAGCAGAAAAGUGUGUCUGAACCCCUAGGCAAAGGGCGAGGACAAAUCAUGUCCUUUUAGCUAAUCUGUUGCUGAAUAUCUCUGAACAUAACCAUGUUCUCUGGUUCCAACAGACCUUCCAGUCUUUGUUGGUCAAGCCAAAUCAAUGAAAUUACAGUUGGCUUCCGUUCAUUUUUAUGAACGAGGAGAGUUCUGUUCUUAUAGUUAAAAAAUCAGAGGGAGAGUGAGAGAGAGAGAGAUAGCCGGAGGGUCCUAGGGAGAGACUAGGGUGAGACUAGGGAGAGACUGAGAGAGAACCUGUUCAAAGAUAAGUUGGGCGAUCCUGUAGAGCUGUUUGAAAACAAACAAAACUGUCUUAGUCUGGACAAAUUGAUGUCCAUACAUAAACUUACAUGCAUUCAUUCUGUUUAGGAAUUAUGUAGAAGAAAACCUGAAAACUGCAGACAAAACUUCAAAAUAAUAAAAAGCAUGUUAGUGGAAGUAGGAUGGAUUGGUAGGUAUAUUAUCUGUUUGAAAGUCCACUUGUUCAUUAUUUGGAUGCGUAAUCAUAUUCUAUGCAGACCCUUAAACAUGUAGGUAUUUCAUCUCAACAUCUCUGGAGAGAUCUGUUUUUGAAGAAAUUGUAGCAGUCACAAAACCAGUAGUAAUGGACAGUACAACCAAUGCAAGCGUAAAACAAGAAUUCAAGUCAGAAAAGUAAAGAACUAAGCACCCGAGGACUACGGAAAAGUAUUUUCCAGGAAGAGAGAUUAAAGUAUUGAAACAAAAGGCUUCAAGGCCAAAAUAAACUAAUUUGAAAUGUGGAAGGAAUAUGCAGUUCAAACUCCUUAUCGUGCGAAGCCAUCAACUAAGGGAUGAAUAGGAUCAAGCAAUUAUUUAAUGGAAUCAAUCGAAGUGGGUGCAAAUGCUUUACAAGACAAGAAAAGUUGCUGAAUUUUCAAUACAAUGUUCAAUUUUUGUGCUUGUGUGAAUUUCAAGCAAGAAACCAGCGACGAGGAACGGCGGAGGGAUGCGUCGAUCAGGAAAAAAAAAUUCAAGAAGAGUUUAAAGGAGGCAUAUAAUGUUCCUUUGACUUUGGUUUCUCCACGUGAAUCUCUAAAUUACAGGGAGGAUCGAAUUAUCAAUCUAGAUGUAGGAGACCCAAUAAUGUACGAAAAGUUUUGGAAGAAAAUGGGGAAGAAAGCGACGAUAGUGAUAUCAGGGUGGCGAUACAUGAGUUACCUCUCCGGCGGCCAGAGUCUUUGCUGGUUUCUUGAGCCUGAUUUAUGCCAGCAAAUUCUCCGAUUACAUCGUGUCGUCGGCAAUGCCAUAACCGAAGGCCGUUACAUCGUCAUCGGGACCGGCUCCUCCCAGCUUAUACUGGCGGCACUUUAUGCCCUCUCUUCGCCCAAUUCUUCUCAACCCACCAACGUCGUCUCCGCCAUCCCAUACCAUUCUUCAUAUCCAUCCAUGAGUGACGACUUAAAAACAAGUGUUUUCAAAUGGGGUGGAGAUGCCACUACAUAUGAGAAAGAUGAACCUUAUAUAGAAAUCGUCACUUCUCCCAACAACCCUGAUGGUUCCCUACGUGAACCAGUGGUGAACCGGACAGGAGGCAAAGUGUUGCAUGACCUUGCUUACUAUUGGCCUCAUUAUACUCCAAUCACUGCUCCAGCUGACCAUGAUCUCUCUCUGUUUACUUCCUCCAAGUGCACUGGCCAUGCCGGCUCUCGAAUCGGGUGGGCUCUUGUAAAAGAUCCAGAAGUAGCAAUGAAAAUGGUGAAUUUCAUCGAGAUGAACACGAUCGGAGUGUCUAAAGAUUCUCAACUUCGCACGGCAAGGAUAUUGAGCGUAGUAUCAUCUAGUUGUGAACAAGCUGGGAGUUCAGAAUAUCCAGAAUCCUUUUAUGGAUUCGGCCAUCGCCUCAUGACAGAGAGGUGGAGCCGUCUCAAACAGGCCGUUAAACACAGCGGAAUGUUCACUCUCCCAGACUUCCCCACCGCUCACUGCACCUUCCACGGCCAACAAACUCAAUCCCGAACAGCUUUUGCAUGGCUAAAAUGUGAAGACGAUGAAGAAGACUCCGCAGCUUUACUCCAACGCCAUAGAAUAAUCGGUCGAAGUGGAGUAAGUUUCGGUAGCGAGGCGAACUUCGUACGUGUCAGCAUGAUGGAUCGAGACGACAACUUCGACUCCUUCGUCCAACGAAUAUCGAAAAUUACAAGGCUUUCUGAAGACUGAAGAAGCUACAUGUCGAUCCAACUUCAUACCAAUGUGAGAAUAUAAUCCAACCACCAGUCGCACCUGCAGUGAGCAAACCAAAUAUUACAUAGGAGUCGAAGGCCCUAUAGAUAUUAUAAUUUCAUUCUUUCAAUUUAAUUUUGAUAUUAAUAUAUGUAUUCAUUUAGAUUUAUAUUUGUAUUUGGUUAACUAGGUUAAAGAAUAUCUAUCAUAUUGUUACUCAUU